AUGGAGGCAAUCAACAUCAAUUGGCACGAGACCUUCUCCUUUUUCAUCUCUGAUAUCGAGUAUUAUCACCAGGUUAGCACGGAGCGUCUCGGUGUCAUUGUCCAGAGCGUUCUCAAGCACCACGAACCCUCUGAGGUGACCGACUCUCCUCCCUUGCCAUGGUGCUCGUUGCUCCGGGACCUCAUGAAGGUUUUGCGAUGCCAGCUAGGAUGCAAUAUCUUACCUGACAACGAUACCAAUUACCCAUGGCUCGACAUGCCAUACAUCCAGCAAAGCAAGCCAUACGUUGACUGGCUCCUCCUCGAAGUCGAAACAACGGACUCUCCUGAGGAGAUAAUCGAUGACCUCGUAUCUUUCCUGGGAACGAAGGCGUACGGCCCAAUCGAGUCGCGCCCGACCUGGACAAUCAAGCCGUGCCAAGCAUGGUGCUCCAACCCGUUCCUGGUCGAUUUCCAGAACGCCUACGGGAUGCAGCCCUGGAGUGUUCCCAUUCCCUUUGUCAAAUCGGGCGAUGGUCCGGAAGGAAAUAUUCAUGUUGCUGGCAUGUCGCAAGAAACUAAGCAGGCAACACACUUUGCGCAGACCUUCCCCCACCGCCAAGUCGCCUGGUCCAGCGUCAGAUUUAUGGUGACGCCUGAGCACGUCGCGCUCACUUUCGACCACGGGGAGCCUUCCUUGAGCCGUGAAGGUAUCAACGGAUUGAAGUGUCUGUACACCGCUCUGCUUCGCUGGAUGAAAAGCCGGUUGCGAGACAAGAGCGAGCCGCUGUCGAAAUUCGUGACGGCAGCCCUCAAGCAGUGGAUAUUCGAGAAAAACGAUACCAUGAACACCAACAACAAACUCUGGUUUGAGUUGAGGACUUUUCAGGACUCUUGCAACUCUUGCAGCAUCUUUUAA
Molecule: messenger RNA, 897 nt
Organism: Colletotrichum karsti
Lineage: Eukaryota; Fungi; Ascomycota; Sordariomycetes; Glomerellales; Glomerellaceae
Exons: 2
Coding region: 1-897 (298 amino acids)
Source: RefSeq, a predicted model, not a curated record